This is a messenger RNA of Rhinichthys klamathensis goyatoka, 1571 nucleotides long. RefSeq names its product ubiquitin-conjugating enzyme E2 Q2-like. The record is from RefSeq and is a predicted model, not a curated record. The transcript has 13 exons. The coding region runs from base 331 to 1470 and encodes 379 amino acids. Lineage: Eukaryota; Metazoa; Chordata; Actinopteri; Cypriniformes; Leuciscidae.
GGGACUGCGGGUCCUCCACGCGCGCCUCCAUCUUUAAACCCCAGAGGAGAAGAAACAGCUUCCGCUCAGUCGUACACACACAAGAUCCUGCGUUCACACACACAUUUAUGACACUUUGAGCUCCAGAUCUGCGUUUUAAAUCGACGGAUUGUACUAGGAAAGACCUGAGGAACUUAUUCAGAGCGCGUUCGGUGAUUGAACAGCUUUAUUUCUGCACUGACAUCCUCAAAAACACGGCGGAGUGAUCGCAGCUGCGCGUCUCUUCUUCUUCUUUUGUCCGUCUCUCUCUCGGUUUCUCGGCUCCUGAUGCCCGGAGAUGAGUAGAGGAACAUGUCGGUUUCGGGACUGAAGGCCGAGCUGAAGUUUCUGGAGUCCAUUUUCGACCCGAAUCACGAGCGCUUCAGGAUUCUGGACUGGAAGCCGGACGAGUUGAGCUGCCAGUUCAACGUGACCGGAGAGAAGCUGCUCAUCAUCCACUGCAACAUCACGGAGUCCUACCCCUCGACGUCCCCGAUAUGGUUUGUGGACUCCGAUGACCCGAGUCUGACUCAAGUUCUGGAGCGGCUGGAGGACGUGAGGAAGGGAAACACGCUGCUCUUGCAGCAGCUGAAGAGGCUGAUCUGUGAUCUGUGUCGCCUCUAUAAUCUUCCCCAACACCCUGAUGUGGAGAUGCUGGACCAGCCGCUCCCUGCAGCGCCCCUGAACCCGGACCGCAAGCUUGGGACCACGGAUGAGGUCACAUCAGAGGAGGAAGAGGAGGAAGAGAUGGGAGAGCAGGACAUCGAUCUGGAACACUAUGAAAUGAAAGAGGAGGAGCCGGUGGAUGGGAAGAAGUCAGAGGAUGAUGGGAUCGAGAAGGAGAACUUGGCCAUUCUGGAGAAGAUCCGCAAGAACCAGAGGCAGGACCACUUGAAUGUAAGUGCUCAUUCGGGCGCUGUGUCUGGAUCAGUUCAAGCGUCGGAUCGCCUCAUGAAGGAGCUCAGGGAGAUCUACCGGUCUCAGAGUUAUAAGAACGGAAUCUACUCAGUGGAGCUGUUCAACGACAGCCUGUACGAGUGGCAUGUGAAGAUAAGAACUGUGGAUCCAGACAGUCCUCUUCACAGUGACCUGCAGGUGCUGAAGGAGAAGGAGGGAAUCGACUACAUACUCCUCAACUUCUCUUACAAAGAUAACUUCCCGUUCGAUCCUCCGUUUGUACGAGUGGUUUCUCCUGUGCUUUCUGGAGGGUAUGUUCUGGGUGGAGGAGCUCUGUGUAUGGAACUACUCACUAAACAGGGCUGGAGCAGUGCCUAUUCCAUAGAGUCUGUCAUCAUGCAGAUCAAUGCCACACUAGUCAAGGGGAAAGCAAGAGUGCAGUUUGGAGCCAAUAAGAACCAGUACAAUCUUGCCAGAGCGCAGCAGUCGUAUAAAUCCCUGGUGCAGAUCCACGAGAAGAACGGCUGGUACACACCACCGAAAGAGGAUGGCUAGAGCGAGAGAUCACACAUGAACAUGUAUCCUGCGGUGGACAUCUCUUUGUUCCCGUUCCUCCUCUCAUCCCUCUGUCUCUGCCACGUGUGUCCCGUCACUUC